AUGCCACCACAAGAAGCGGUGAGAUGGGCUCAAGAAGCUCCACCAUACGAUUACCUACCAGAGACUGAGAAACAAUUUGCUCUUUUCACCGAUGGCUCCUGUCGUCUUGUAGGGAACCGCCGGAAGUGGAAAGCUGCCGUGUGGAGUCCUACACGAUUGGUUGCUCAAGUAGCUGAAGGAGAAGACAUUGCAGCUCGGAUAGAGAAACUGGAGGUAAAAGUGCGUCAUGUGGAUGCACACGUGCCUCUGAGUCGAGCCACUGAGGAACAUCGACACAACCAACGAGCAGAUGAGGCUGCUCAAGUGUUCCAAGUAGACUUAGACUGGGAACACAAGGGUGAGCUCUUUCUAGCUCGGUGGGCCCAUGAUGCUUCAGGUCAUCAGGGCAGAGAUGCAACAUACAAAUGGGCUCGUGACCGAGGGGUGGACUUAACCAUGGACACUAUUGCACAGGUGAUCCACGACUGGCCUUUCAGUUAUCUUGAUGAUGUCCCAUUUAAGAUAGGAGACAAAUUCAAAACCCCAGCAAGGGUUGGAUUACCCAUUGGUUUCUGCAUGCCUGACACUUCUCAGCUUGUCAGAGAAGCCUGGUAUGACUUCUCACUGGAAAAGAAAACAAUUGAGUGGGGUGAAGAUAUAAAAAAAAUUGAAGCUGCCCAGAGAGAAGCUGAACGAAAGGCAGAAGAAGCCCUAGUGAACUCAAAGGCAGCUCCAGAGGACAGUAACAAAAUGGAGUUCUCAAAGGGACUUUGCCCUGAAGUUAUGCCUCCUCCUAUUAACCCCAUCCUCGCUAGCCUGCAGCACAAUAAUAUUCUUACUCCCACGCCAGCUGACAACAGUGCUGUGAAGCAAAAGAUUCUCAGUCCACCUCAUCCAAAAGCAGACUUCAACCCAGCUGAUUUUGAAUGUGAAGAUGACCCAUUUGACAAACUGGAAUUAAAAACUAUUGAUGAUAAGGAGGAAUUAAAAAAUAUUCUUGAAAUUCAUGUUGGUACUACUGGGCCAGUUGUUGCCCAGCUGUUAGAUAAUACUUUGGCCAAAGGAGGGUCUGAGUCUGUGCUACGAGAUGAGGAAGUUCUGGCAUCCAUAGAAAAGGCCACGUUGGACUUCAAGCCCCUUCACAAACCCAAUGGCUUUAUCACUUUACCACAGUUGGGAAACUGUGAAAAGAUGUCCUUGUCUUCCAAAGCAUCCCUGUCCCCUAUCACUUCAGUGAACAAUAUAAAAUCCCUGUCCUUUCCUAAACUUGACUCCGAUGAGAAUGGCCAAAAAUCAUCAAAGCUCAGAAGCACUUUCCACAGCACUACCUGUCUCCACAAUGGCUCUUUUCUCAGCUCUUUGCAGACCUGUGCUCAAAGUAAAGCUAGUGAACUGAAUGGACACCAUAUGGUUGGUCUUUCCAGUCUAAAUGAGGACAGUGGCAUGGAGGCAUCAACAUUAUCCUCUUUAUCCAGGCUGCCUUCCCAGGCUGUGUCAACAGUUUGUACGGAAGAUAAAUCAUCAUUUCCAAGCACAGCGACUAUGGUACACCCAGACUACAAGGAAACAGAAAUCCCUGUGGUAACGCACCAAAAUUUCCUAGUGUCUAAAGUGCCCAAUAACACCAGCUGCACAAAGCAGUUGGGUGGCCCCACUCCUGAAGUACAGCAGGUCCUCUCUGCUAGUGAAAGGCAGUGCAUAGAGACAGUCGUCAACAUGGGGUACUCGCCUGAGAACGUCCUGAAAGCCAUGAAGAAGAAGGGACAGAACAUAGACCAGGUUUUGGAUUACCUGUUAGCACAUGGAGAGCUUUGUGAGAAGGGCUUUGAUCCACUUCUUGUUGAAGCAGCUUUGGAAAUGCACCAGUGUUCAGAGGAGAAGAUCACAGAACUUCUCCAACUAAUGAGUCAAUUUAAAGAAAUGGGCUUUGAACUAAAAGACAUUAAGGAGGUCUUAUUACAUAACAAUGACCAACACAACGCUUUGGAAGAUCUGAUGGCCCGUGCAGGAGCCAGCUGA
Chaetura pelagica (chimney swift) is the source of this 1998-nucleotide messenger RNA. Its product is annotated as ubiquitin-associated protein 1-like. NCBI's taxonomy places the organism in Eukaryota, Metazoa, Chordata, Aves, Apodiformes, Apodidae. Gene Ontology annotation, cellular component: ESCRT I complex. Gene Ontology annotation, molecular function: ubiquitin binding. The record is from RefSeq and is a predicted model, not a curated record. Gene Ontology annotation, biological process: ubiquitin-dependent protein catabolic process via the multivesicular body sorting pathway. The transcript has 8 exons. The coding region runs from base 1 to 1998 and encodes 665 amino acids.